AUGGAGAAAAAACGUUCCAAGGGAAGUUUCCUUAGCUUAUUUGAUUGGAAUGCCAAAUCUCGGAAGAAGCUCGUUUGGAAUAAUCCAACAUUACCUGAGGUUUCAAAGCAGGGCAAGGAAAAUCUAGAGAACUUGACAGACUCGCAAUUCUAUAGGAUAAAGGGGGAUGAGAAUGGAGCAAGUCCGAGUGAUAUUGCAAGUGGUGAUUUUAACUGUGCCGUAUCAGGUUGUAGUGAUGAAGGGUGUGGUAGUAAAGCCCCUGGGUUAGUAGCAAGACUCAUGGGUUUAGAUUCGUUGCCGACUUCUGAAGUUGGUGAGCUUUCUGGUGCUUCAUUUUACAAGUCUCACGGAGGUUCUCGUUAUAAUGUGGGUGAUCUUCGUUUCACGGAUGACUUCUGUCGCGCCAACUACUUAAACACACCACUUAAGCCGGAGAAGUCUUCUUGGGACGCCAUGGAAUCAAAGGCACGUAAAAUGGAAAACCGGCCAAUGAAGAGAUUUCAGACAGAAAUGUUGCCUCCUAAGUCAGCUAAACCCAUUCCAGUUACUCACAAUAGAUUAUUGUCCCCUAUCAAGAGUAACGGUUUUCUGCCGCCGAAAAAUGCGGCUCACAUAAUGGAGGCGGCUGCUAAAAUAAUUGAUGGAAGCCCUCAGCCAUAUAUGAGGAAUAGAAUGCUAUCGUCUGGGUCUUCAUCUGUUCCCCUAAGAAUUCUUGAUUUGAAAGAGAGAUUGGAAGCUGCACAAUAUGCACCCAUACCUAGAAAGCAAGCGGAUCCAAACAAUACCAACCCAUCAAACUGCAAGCCGAGUGAGAGGAGCUCUAAUUUGUACAAGUGUACAUCAGCAUUCAAGGGUUCAAGAGAUUCUGAAAAACGUAGUUCGUGUCAUUUAACAAGUAAAGGAAAAUCAGGCUCUCUUACAAUGGCAUCGAAAAACAAUGCUCAAAGCCGAGAUACAUUGGUUUCAAAUGGAAAUAGGAAAUAUAUGAGGCAGAAAGAACAGAAUGAUAUCAAGUCAAACCAGCCCACAAGGAGCCAGAAACCAAAUAUAAACCGAGUGUUGCCGCAGAAAACGAAUGCAAACCGUAACAGCAAUGUGCUGGUGCAGAAUAAUCAAAAGCAAAACGGCAUGAUUUCCAAAGGUAAAUCAGCCUCAAAAAUAGAUUCAAACAAGCCAACUGCGCGGGGUUCUUCUUCUGAAAGUUCUACUGGAAUCAGGAAAGCGACAAACAAGGGUGCGACAAAUGUCAAUAUUCCGCCUAAAAGGUCAGGCUCUAGGGCAACUGAUAACCGAAAGGAGUUUCCCCCAUCCAAAACACAAAGUAUUUCCCAAAAGAAAAAGCAUAACAGCAGAGGUUUUCACGAGGCAAGAAGUCCCGAUCAUGCAAAAAGUGAUUUUGAAAGCAAGUCCAUAAAAUGCAAUUUUACAACCGAUGGAAGUAUUGAUCAGAAUGCAUUUAACAUGAACGAAAGCAGUGAUGUUAUUUCAUUUACAUUUACAUCUCCCUUGAGGAAAAGCAUGCCGGAGUCACUAUCAUCUGACCAAGUGACAGAAACCAGAACUAGAUUUGGCGCCGACUCUCUCGGGCACAGUGAUAAUCUUCAUCCCAAAAAAUUAUCACUAUCUCCUACACAUAUGAUAGAUAGUGAUGCAUUGAGUGUCCUGUUGGAGCAAAAGCUGCAAGAACUAACAUCGAGACUAAACUUACCUCAAUGUACUCUAGCCUCGGAGGAGCCUUCUACCGAUUUGAGAUCUAGUUUGCAAGAUAAAGCAUCCAGUAUCGUAAACACCACAGAUAAGGAACAAGACAAAAUGUUCAGUGAUGAACUUAAUCGAGUGCAUAACUAUCGAUUUUAUUCAAGUGAUGAGCCUGUGCUUAACAUGAAUCAGCAACUGCAGACAUCGGAAGUAAGGGAAGAUCCUAGCUAUAGCAGCAACAAUGAAAGUGGAAAUGAUGUUGGUUGUCAGCAUUCCAACGCUGAUACAAACUUUCCAGGUCCUUCUGUCAGUGAAAGUUACAUGGAUAGUGAAGACAGUAUAUAUGGCAGCACGGUUUAUUCUUCCAUGCAAGAUGAAGAAGUGUCUAGUAUUUCCCAGAUAAACAGAUCUGAAUCACUUGAAAAUGAAGCGAUGUCGUCAGAACAAAGCUCUUCUGUAUCUACCCUGCGCAACAUGUCUGUCACACAAAUAAUCAGAACACCGAACAUGGUAGAUUUUAAAAGAUCAGGCAUUAUGGAACUUGAUUAUGUACAGAACAUACUCAGCAAUGCAGAGUUUAUGGCAGAAGAAUUCAUCAUGGGUCGAACUAACACAGUCAUAAUGCCAAAUCUCUUCGAUCUGUUGGAGAAUUACAGUACCGGUCCAACAUACUGUGAAGAAGAGUGUUCUAAGCUUGAAAGGAAGGUUUUAUUCGACUAUGUGAGUGAAUGCUUAGAGAUAAGAUGCGAACAAGCUUUUGUUGGAAGUUGCAAAUCAUGGCCUAGAUGGGUGACAUCUAUUCGGAGGAAGAACAUCUUGGCAGAAGAAUUGUACAAAGAGAUGUUGGGUUUUAGGAACAUGGAAGAUGUUAUGGUGGAAGAACUUCUGAACAAUGACAUGAGUAGUGGAUAUGGGAAAUGGCUUGACUUUGACAUUGAAGCAUUUGAAGAAGGAUUAGAUGUUGAAGAGGACAUGAUAGAAUCAUUGAUUGAUGAAUUGGUUUCUGAUUUGUUGGUUGUUUAA
Messenger RNA from Lathyrus sativus (Indian pea), 2721 nucleotides. The record is from the annotation of a GenBank genome assembly. NCBI's taxonomy places the organism in Eukaryota, Viridiplantae, Streptophyta, Magnoliopsida, Fabales, Fabaceae.